Messenger RNA from Acanthochromis polyacanthus (spiny chromis), 4272 nucleotides. It is a transcript of the gene ppil2, whose product is annotated as peptidylprolyl isomerase (cyclophilin)-like 2. Gene Ontology annotation, cellular component: catalytic step 2 spliceosome. Gene Ontology annotation, biological process: protein folding; protein polyubiquitination; protein peptidyl-prolyl isomerization. Gene Ontology annotation, molecular function: peptidyl-prolyl cis-trans isomerase activity; ubiquitin-ubiquitin ligase activity. NCBI's taxonomy places the organism in Eukaryota, Metazoa, Chordata, Actinopteri, Pomacentridae. The record is from RefSeq and is a predicted model, not a curated record. The coding region runs from base 140 to 1654 and encodes 504 amino acids. The transcript has 19 exons.
AUGAGCGCCCUUAAUCACAACGACGACAGAGAGCAUAAACAAGAAGUCCGAAGAGGCUAACAGACAGCUUGUGUGCUAUUGUCGCUUUAUUCCGUUAAUUCACUGUGGAUAAUCUGUGAGACCAACACAAGAAGUCAAAAUGGGAAAGCGACAACACCAGAAAGACAAAAUGUACAUCACAUGUACAGAAUACACCCACUUUUAUGGAGGGAAGCGGGCAGAAAUCCCACAGGCAAACUUCAGACGACUCCCGUUCGACCACUGCAGCUUGUCUCUUCAGCCGUUUGAGUAUCCUGUCUGCACCGAGGACGGCGUCGUCUUUGAUCUGCUGAGCAUCGUUCCGUGGAUUAAGAAGUACGGCACCAAUCCGAUCUCUGGAGAGAAACUGGAGGCGAAGGCCCUCAUCAAGCUGAACAUCGCCAAGAACAACGACGGAAAGUAUCACUGCCCCGUUCUCUACAACGUCUUCACAAAUAAUUCUCACAUCGUUGCCAACAAGGUCACCGGGAAUGUGUUUUCUUACGAGGCUGUUGAGCAGCUCAACAUUAAGACCAAGAGUUUUAAGGAUCUGCUGACUGAUGAACCCUUCACCAGAAAGGAUCUCAUCACGCUCCAGGACCCCACAAACCUCGACAAAUUCAAUGUUUCAAACUUCUUCCAUGUAAAAAACAACCUGAAAGUGUUGGAUCCAGAUGAGGAAAAGGCCAAACAAGACCCGGCCUACCACCUGAAGACCACCAAUCUGGAGACCAGGGAGACUUUAGCUGAGCUCUACAAAGACUACAAAGGGGAUGAGCUGCUGGCGUCCACCAUGAAGGAGCCACAGGCCAAGAAGACGGACAAACUGAACGCUGCUCACUACUCCACAGGAAGAGUUUCCGCCUCCUUCACAUCCACGGCCAUGACUCCUUCAACGACACAUGAAGCAGAUGCCAUCUCAGACGACACGGUGCGCUACCGGUACGUGAAGAAGAAAGGAUACGUCCGUCUGCACACCAACAAGGGAGAUCUGAAUCUGGAGCUGCAGUGCGAUAAGGUUCCCAAAGCUGGUGAGAAUUUCAUCCGUCUGUGUAAAAAAGGCUACUACAACGGGACCGUCUUCCACAGGUCCAUCCGGAAUUUCAUGAUUCAAGGAGGAGACCCCACAGGCACCGGCACAGGUGGUGAAUCUUUCUGGGGGAAACCUUUCAAGGAUGAGUUUCGACCAAACUUAUCUCACACCGGCCGGGGGGUUCUCAGCAUGGCCAACUCGGGUCCAAACACCAACAAGUCUCAGUUCUUCAUCACAUUCCGGUCUUGCACCUACCUCGACAGGAAGCACACAGUGUUUGGCAGGGUUGUCGGUGGAUUCGAGACCCUCACAGCUAUGGAGAAUGUGGAAAGUGAUCCAAAAACAGACAAACCAAAGUCGGAGAUCAAGAUCAUCAGUACGACUGUGUUUGUGGACCCGUACGAAGAGGCUGAUGCUGAGAUUGCAGCGGAGCGAGAAAAGGAGCUUCAGAAGCAGGAGGAGGAGAAGCAGCAAUCCAGCAUCGCCCUGAAGAAAGCCAAGGAGGACCAGGCGCCAAAGACCUUCAAAGAAGGCAUUGGGAAAUACAUCAAACCCCUCCACAAUGUAAGGACACAACUUGAAAUACUAAAUAACUGCUUUUAAUGUUGAAGUGACUCAUCCAUUGGGCACCACUGUGCUGUAUGUAACAGCUGCACAAACCUGAAUAUUUACUCCACUCUGUUGGCAGAAUUUGGAUUAAAAAGUAGGAAAGUUUACUGCAUAUUUUCUCCCAUUCUGAUGGUAGCGACUUGUGAAAAAGGACAGUAAUGAAUGGAUGAUAAACAUGAUUGCGUAGCGACAUAGCACCGCAGAAUGGGGUCCAAGCCUAAUGUGAAAAACUGCCAAUUAUGGAGAAGAUUACCAGUUCUCCCCCAUGGGGAUAAUUCAGGUUUAUUAUCCGGAGCAUAUUUUUGCUGAGUUUUAGGUACAUGGUGUUGUAUUAUGUGACAUUUCACUUCACUUUCUCUUGUUUUGGGAUAAUAUUCAGAAUGAUCUUGCACCUUAUAGCUGAAUUUUAUCGCUCAGAAGAGAUCAGAACAGUAGAUUUUUUGUACUUCUGCACCAAUAAAUUUAGCCACGUAGAGGUUUUUAUGGUGGUUUUAUGUUUAAAUUCAUUUAUGAUGUUCACUUUACACACCGUAUGAACCCUGUAGCGAUUGUGGAGAUACUGAAAUUACUGUCAUUGUCCAAAAUUCGGGUGCAUUAGCUGAACUGGAGAUAUUGUACUUUGGCUAAAGGGUGUGUUCAGAAAUGAUGAUGAGACUCUUGAUGAGUUACCCAACAUCAUCCUGCUCCUGUCAUCACAUCAUUUCAUUUCAUUUUGCAGAACAUGUCAGUAUUAAUGGUUUAAAUUACAGUCUGUUCAUUUUCCAGGACAGUUUAAUGUAACUCUGGCAUGUUUGAUUUUUCAGCAGAUAUUAAUGGUCCUUUAAUGGGCCAGCUUUUUCAUUUGUAGACUUCCAAGACGAUGACUGUUAUGUACUUCUAAAAUUGACUCACAAUGCUAGAAACAUGUUUUGGCACGAACUUAAAGCAUUAAGUAUAGUCUGGACCAUUUAUUCUGCUUAAUUGUGACUCAACAUGACUUUUAUUCUUCUCUCUACAUCAAAUAAGGGUUUUAUAUUUGCCCUAAUCCCCAACUCUUCAGCUCUUCAGACCAGUUUUAGAUCAAUGUUUUGGUUUCCCAGCUGCACAUUAACUCCUUUGUUGUGUCUCGCUGCUCUUUUCCAAACCCCUCUCUCAUAUAUAGUAAAACUUUAAGCAGCUCUUCACAUCAAACAGAUGGAGCAGUAUUCACCGCUUAACAACAAACAGCUGAGAGAAAAAGUCAGUGAGUGUCUUUAGCUGCCUGAUGUUUGUUCUGUAGGAAGAGUUUGUGUACAGGCUGACUUUGAUCAUUCAUUUCGAAGACCUCCACCUUCCAAAACCUUAAAAAUACUAAAAUACCCAAAAUCAUGAAGCCCUUCAAAACUUCCAUAAAUUACAAGAUAUCCAAACUAUCAAGACCUUCAAAACUUCAAGGACCUCAAAUCUCAAAAACCUUUAAGAAAUUAAAAACUUUCAAAGAUUAAAGACUUCCAAAGCUUUCCAGACCUGAAAAUCUUCCAGUCCUCCAAAACUUCCAGAAUCAUAGUUGUCCACAACCCUUAAGACCUCAGAAACCUUGAAAUUUAAAAAACUUCCAAGACCACAAAAUGCUGACCAGCCUGUAAGACCUUGAAUACCUUCAAGACUCAGCUUCCUUUAAAACCUCAAAAAUGUGAAAUCUCAAAAACUCUCAUGUCCUUAAAAACGUUUAAACCUGAAAGAUUAAAGACCUCAAAAUCUAAAACACCUGAAAGUCUUCGACAUUGGUGCUGUUUUUAAAAAGUUAAUUUUUCAAAUCUUUAGGAUCUCAAAAGCCAAGAACCAUGGAACAUCCAAAGCCUUUGAAAUUUACAAAACUUUCAAGACCCCAAGAACCUUAGAAAUUUCAAGACUUCAAAAGCCCAAGGACUUCCAAAUUUUGCAGACCUGAAAAAACUAAAAGACUUGCAGACAAUACACCAACUCAGAAAUUUUGAAGACCUCCAAAACCUUCAAACCACAAACACUUUCAAGAUGUUGAAGUCCUUAAAGUCCUUAAAACAUGUCUAGGACUACCAAAAUUUUCAAGGCUUGAAAAAAAUGUAAAACCUCCAAACUUUAAAGUCUCAAAAUCCUAACCCCAAGAACUACAAGAAGUCCUCACAGUCUUCCAAAAACUGCAAGAAUUUUGAAGACCUCCCAAAUCCAAAUUGUCAAAACCUUCAACACUCCAUCUUCUCCAGUGUGACAAUAUAGGAACUUUAGAGUUUAAACUGCUGGUUAAAACAAUGAGGACAUUUGAAAACUUCUCCUGGGAUGUUUUAAACACCAAUAAUUAAUCAAAAUAUUUAUACUAUGUUGACGUCUUCCUUGUUCUCCAGGAAACGUUCAGCGGCUGAAGACGACAGCGGUCCAUCCACCAGUGGAGCAGCAGCCAAGAAGUCCAAAGGGAAGACGAGCUUUGGAGACUUCAGCUCCUGGUAGCACCGACAGAUGCAGCUUCCACCAGUUUGAACUUUAACUGAUCAACCUGAGCGCAAACAGAAUUAAUUUCAUUCAUACGUUAGGUUUUUAUAUCAACUGUCAUCUCCCAAUAGUGUUUCUUGCAUCCUGUGAAUCUAAUCUAUUAAAGCUACAUUUUUUUCAUAGAUAAA